Molecule: messenger RNA, 1227 nt
Organism: Lactuca saligna
Lineage: Eukaryota; Viridiplantae; Streptophyta; Magnoliopsida; Asterales; Asteraceae
Source: the annotation of a GenBank genome assembly
GAUGUGUUGCAGAUGUUAUUGAAAGAAGUUGUUUACUGUGUUUCCCCUGAACCAACACAUCAGUCAUCGGAGAAGGAAGACAAUAGGUAUUUUAUCUUGAAUGUCAUAGUUUCAGAGAUCUUCUUUUGUUUAAGUGAUUGGUCAGCUCCCCCAUCUGUCUUUCUGGAAAAAUUCCUGGUGUUCCUUGUAGAUGCAUUGUCUGAGAAGGUCUGUGGCACUGGCAAAGCAUUUUUUCAGAAGCAUUCACUUCCACUGAUUCGUUUCAUUCCUAAACUGAUGAUGCAAGUGGAUGAUACUUGGAAAUCACACAUUCUCCAGGCUUUUACAGAGGUUUUCAAGAAGUGUGAUCCGGAGUCUUCAAUGAAAUUAGUUUGUCUUUCAGCAAUCGAAGAAAUGCUGUUUCCUGUAAGCCUGGCUGGCUGGCUGGUUAAAAACACGUGGGCAAAUGCAACAAGUGAUUCAGAAAUGUUGGAGUUCAAGAUUAGUUGGAUAAGAGAGAUUCCUUUGGUGCUAAGUCUGUUAGGUGAUAAAAAUCCUUUGUCGUCCAAGGCUGUGUUGCGCGUGCAGCUUGAGUUGGGACAAUGUGGUAUCAUGAAGUCGGAGUUUGACAGCAUGCAGUUGUCAUUGAGAGAAUUCUACAGUACAAGCCAUGAUGGUGAUGGAGAUAUUUCGUAUGGGGCGUUCAUGAAGCUGCCAAGAGAGAUUCAGGAAUCGGUGGCUGCUUGUUGCUUGUCUGAGGAUGUCGAUCCAUUUCUGUUAUUUCGGUUGUUGGAAGUUGUGAGUUGUGGGUACAGAGCUGGACACAUCCAGAUUGCUGACUAUAUUAGUUUUCUCAUCACGAUACCCUCACGAUACACAGUUUUUCCUGAACAUAGUGACAAGUCAAACUCUGGAUUAUUUAGGCGCGUGACUAGUGGUGUUUGCUGUUGCCUGUCUCAGAUUGGGGAUGAUCAUCUUGUUUUGAAGAUGGUAGAGGGAACGCUUAUUCAUCAGAUUUCGAAUAUGAAUACAACUAACGAAGCAGGCUUGGAGAAUGCAUGUGCAUUGCUUAGAAUGAUUACCAGACUUGAUUCCAAUCCCACAAGGCUUUCUGAAGAGAGCAUCUCCAAACUAGGCAACCUCCUUCCAGGAUACUUGCUCCAUGUUGUGUCUAAUGUUGGGAAGAGGAGGAUGAAGAAGCAGAAGAAGGGGUUACUAUGUUUUGCCGUGUUUUGUUUUGUUGUCUAG